UGACCCCACCAGGGAGGCACUCUGCGCAGCGCCAACACCACGCCAUUCUCUUCUCUCUCUGGCCGCGGCGCGGCGGGGCGAAAGCAAAACCCUCGUCGGAAUCGACGCCGCGGCGGCCGGCGGGUUUCUGAAUUUCGAGGCUCGCUGAAGGGCGGUCUGCGGCCGGCACCGUUGGGGAUCUCGCGGCGCGGCCGUCGCUAGGAUUUUUUCAGCCACAAUGUCGACGUAUCCUGUGCUGAAUGACCAGCCAAUUGAUCAGUGGAACUUCACGGAACUGAAGGAUGAGCUCUCUAGGAGGAACUUACCUACCGAUGGCUUGAAGGAUGAUCUUGUGAAAAGGCUCUUUGAGGAACUUCAGGGUGAUAUACUUAGUGGAGAAGGGCCAGUUGGUGGAUCUCCUCCCGAUGAUGAUCUCAAAGAGGACGAAACCCCUGGUUCGGCUGAUGCAUCUGUUUGCCAGGCUGCGGUGGAACAAAAUGUUGAUGAAGGUCCUCAGGUUGCAACCCUGGAAGGAUAUCCUGUUGGUUCUGUUACAGAGGCUAGUGAGAAAAGUGCCGAUGCUACUACAGAGGUUAUUCAGGAUGCUGUAGUUACUACCGAAGAAGUUAGUCGGACAACUCUUGUUGCGGAGGCUAGUGAGAAAAGUGCUGAUGCUACUACAGAGGUUAUUCAGGAUGCUGUAGUUAGUACCGAAGAAGUUAGUCAGACAACUCUUGUUGCAGAGGCUAGUGAGAAAAGUGCCGAUGCUACUACAGAAGUUAGUCAGGAUGCUGUAGUUAGUACCGAAGAAGUUAGUCAGACAACUCUUGUUGCAGAGGCUAGUGAGAAAAGUGCCGAUGCUACUACAGAAGUUAGUCAGGAUGCUGUAGUUAGUAACGAAGAAGUUAGUCAGACGACUCUUGCUGCUGCUACUGAAGUUAGUGAUGCUCCUCUUGUUGAUAUGGCAAAAGCUGAUGAAAUUUCUCCAAGUGACGCAGUGGCAACCAACGGAGAUCACCUAGAAUCAGCUCCAAGUGGCAGUAAUGUAGUUGAGGAAGCAUCUCCACAAGCUGAUCGUCAUAGUGAGAUUAUUGCAGAGAAGGCUCCAGAAGAAGGCACCAUCAAGAAAGUGAUUGCUAAUUAUCUACCAUGUGACGUUGCCAGUACUGAUGUCAAGUUGGAUGCAACUUCUGCUAAAGACAAGUUAGAUGCUGAUAUUGUAGAGCAAGAUGCAGUAUCAUCGCCUCCAGAUGCUAGUGUUUCACAUGUUGAUCCAUUGGAUGUUGAUGCUGUUGCAGCUGCACCAGGACAAAAUGCUGAGACCCUGGUUCCUGUGAUAGAUUUGAGUGAUAAUGCUUUGAUGAAUGGCAAGGACCUCGAAGAUUCUGGGCGCACAAACAGUACCUGCAAACCAACCGUGGAAGGGACAAAAGACCAGGUAACCGAGGCCAAUCCUGUUCUAGGUUCUCAAAUCAAGUGUGUUCCGAUUCCGCAUGACAAUAUAUCAACUAAUGUAAAAGGUGACCUGAAUGCUGACAAUUCUGAUUUGGAAAUAGAGGUUAAGAGGGAUAUGGUCAAACCAGCAUGCAACAUUCCCUCCAUAGGUGAUGAUUUGCAGGCAUUGGACGAUGACAAAGAGUUGUCUAAGAACGGGACCCCAUUGCAAGAAAUAGAAUCUAAAACCAAUAUGAUCUUGGACAAGAAAGAGGACAGUCCUGAUGGCGCUUUUCCUGAAAAACUAAAUUUAGACAGGAGCUCGAUGGAGGAGGAUGUGAUGGAAAGUAAGCAUGUUGAUACCAUUAUCAGAUCUGGAGUAAAGACUGCGGUUACCUCAGACCAUGAAGAGGUAAAAGAGGUGAUCCUCUUUAAUACUGUUGCCAAUGAUUCAUCUGUGGAGACAAUGGAUAUUGUUCAUGAAGAGAAGCUAGUAACUUCAUCUGAAAAGAGGAAACUUGGAGACCAAGAAGUUGUUGCGGAUGAGCCCAUCAAACGUCAGCGCCAUGUGGAUACUCUCAAAAUUCCUAAGCAACAAACAUCAAAACUAAGUAGCUCUGAUUCUCCAAAGGUUGUGGUUCGGCCUGCUCUAAAACAUUUUGUUGGCAGGUCUGAUUCAACAGCAAGUGGAGGUUCUCAGAAAGAGCGGAUAGUGCCACUUCCUCAGAAGCCUGCAACAACUUCCUUGAGAGUUGAUCGAUUUGUGCGCCCAUUUACUUUGAAAGCUGUGCAAGCGCUUCUUGGUAGAACUGGAUCUGUUUGCAGCUUCUGGAUGGAUGAUAUCAAGACCCACUGCUAUGUUACAUACUCUUCAGUGGAUGAAGCUGUGGCUACCAGGAAUGCUGUUUACAACCUCCAAUGGCCACUAAACAAUGGCAGUUACUUAGCUGCCGAAUUUGUUGAUCCACUUGAGGUGAAGCUCAAAAUCGAACACCCUCCCCCACCGCCACCGCCUACCAGCCUCAGCAAGGAUACAACUCCAAAUGCAGCAGCCAUCCAACAAGCGGAGGCUAACCAAACCAUGCUUCCCCAUGGCACUGGUACCACAUGGGGUCUGUCACCUACUCCACAGCCUCAUACAAAGUUGUAUCCCACAUCUAACCCCAGGCCGGAAAGGGAGGUGCUUCCACCUCCUCCAAAGCAACCGGAAACAACUAUCAAGACACUUGAUGAUCUCUUCAGGAGGACACAGGCAUCUCCGAUGAUCUACUACUUGCCCUUAUCGGAGGAGGAGGUGUCAGCCAAGCUUGCAGCACGCCGCAGGCGAAAUUGGAGACGGUAAGGGACUCAAACCUGCUGCUCGCGCCCGGUAUGUUGGUGCCUUGCUCAUCUCUUAUUCAGGCACAACUGGCGUGGCCAGCGGAUUCUCUUCCCAGCGUGUUGCAGCAGUUAACAUGAAGGCUGUGGCUACUGCUUGUAAUGGUUGGUGAUAUUUUGCGAAGAAGCUUUGCACGGUCUUGGUCUUCAUAACUGAGUAGUCCUAUUGUAAAUUGAUCUAGCUCUAUUUUCGCUUGUCCGCCUGGCUGUUAACAUGCACACGUGGAUUUCGAUCACCGACUCAGUCAUCCUUUGGAUCAGUUGAGCAAUGUGUUGCGUGUAUGUUGAUGAACCCUUGAUGCUUAGGAAGUUAUGAGUCCUGCUGGUUGCUCUUGUUGCGGUAUCAAGUCAGCAUUUCUCAUGUAAUCGUGAGUUUCAGUCAUGUAUGGUUCUGAAAUUUCUUUUUGAGGGAACUUGGUCUCUUUA
Aegilops tauschii subsp. strangulata is the source of this 3216-nucleotide messenger RNA. RefSeq lists its product as uncharacterized. Lineage: Eukaryota; Viridiplantae; Streptophyta; Magnoliopsida; Poales; Poaceae. The record is from RefSeq and is a predicted model, not a curated record. Gene Ontology annotation, molecular function: nucleic acid binding.